AUGUAUGUCACGUACGACAGCUCACAGUUCACGAUCGAGUUUACAGACCGUAGCCCUAGGGGUCCACAUCGCCGGCCUCCAAAACGCGUACCGAGUUCCAUACCGACACCGCCAUUCAAACCAACCUACCUAGUCCGCAUAUCCGACAUGAAGCGAGUGCUGGCAACAAAUGUCAAUGAGGGCUACUGUGCAUUAUCGUACUCGUGGAAUUGGUCGGGUGACAUAAUUAAACACGAAAAAAAUGACGAUGAAGAACCAGAAUACAGUCGGGAGGAUCACGGCCAACACACUAUGAUUUACCAAGAGGAAACAAAACUAAACGUCACAAUAACAUCAUCCGAGAGAUCAAGGCGAAAAAGACAAAAAAAGAUGAUGCGGAUACGAUUUACGACACAACAAAAGCUCGCCAAAUUCGAACGCCUUAUUCAACACAUCUGCAAGGAUUUCAACAUUCGCUAUAUCUGGUUUGACCAGACGUGCAUUGACCAAUCAGAUCACGACCAAAGAAAGCAAGAGAUCCAGCGCAUGCAUAAGAUUUACAAGAACGCCUAUUGUACACUCGUCUUACUACCCGAAUUUCAAGUACAGCCUUGCAUACCAUGGCACGGCGGAUCCAAACAUGUAUCCAACAUGAACACGAUUCUCGAUUUUGAAUGGUGUAAACGUGCAUGGACGUUGGAAGAAGCAUACAUGGCAUCCCGUCUCGUGUUUGUCGGCCGUAAUGUACACAUGUGGUCGCCCACAAAAGACGAACGUGCCAUGCAACUUCCAACGCCUUCCGAUAAGUUUCUUUAUAAUAUCUGCACAACCCAAGCUAUCCAAUGGAAUGCCAGUUCGGUGUUGUGGCAUGCACGGAGACGCACGAGCAGUAAGGCGCACGAUCGCGUUUUUGCACUGGCUAAUAUGUUUCCAGACAUUAUCCACCGUGUCGAUUUUAGCUAUAAGCAGCCGCUUGACGAGGCAAUGGUACAAUUCUAUGGGACGCUUGCUCAGCAUGACUUGUCAAUAUUAUGCUUUGGUAGUCCUCUUACUGUUUCAAAACAACGCCCCAAAGACAAUCACAUCACUGCCGGAAUGAUUGUACGGCAGAAAGAAGAAGAUCGACUACCCACUUGGACGGGUAUACGAGGAAUGCAUAUUAUCCAAAGCGUGUCCGAUCAUGGGUUUAUGACCACAAAGUUUGAGGCAGCACGACGUACGACAGUGUCCGGACGACAACUAUGUAUCUCUUGCCAGUCCAUCAGUAUUCGACUAUCACCCCUCACCACAAAUUCAAAACCAAGUAGUUACGAGUUCCAAGGACCGACAUGGUGGAAUAGGAACGGAUUAGAGUUUGAUCAUGAGCUUCCAACAAGCGUUAGUCCUGCUGUUGUCGUUACCAGUGGUGCUAAUGACUACAAAAGAGCAAUGAUGUUUAUCUCGGACGGCGUGGAUGACCAACUCAAGAUGUACGCUGAAGAAUAUGCCUUGGAUGCUACUCACUGGUUGCCUAUGACGACCAGCAAAGAUGGACUUUGGACGAAUGCAUUGCCAGACGAUGACAAGAAAAAAGCCGAUGGCGGGACAAAAGCGACAAACCACUAUUGUGCCGGAUGCUUGUCGCUUAUUAUCAGCCAUCAUACCCCAAUUGAACAACAGCAAGAGCAGCACAUAUUCACUGAAUAUGCGAUCCUUUCCGAAAUUGCUUUUAGCACGUUGAAUGAUGAAGUCAAGGCUAUGCCUGUAGUUGGGCGACGCAAGGCGGAUGGGAUUUACGAAGCUAUUGGUCUGUGCUUUUUGGAUAUCUUGGUUCUAGAGCAUCUCGAUCCAGGCGUUGAAACAACACGCGAGUUCAUCAUUGAAUGA
This is a messenger RNA of Zychaea mexicana, 1845 nucleotides long. RefSeq lists its product as uncharacterized. Lineage: Eukaryota; Fungi; Mucoromycota; Mucoromycetes; Mucorales; Lichtheimiaceae. The coding region runs from base 1 to 1845 and encodes 614 amino acids. The transcript has a single exon. The record is from RefSeq and is a predicted model, not a curated record.